Messenger RNA from Dioscorea cayenensis subsp. rotundata (Guinea yam), 1905 nucleotides. Its product is annotated as NAC domain-containing protein 92. Lineage: Eukaryota; Viridiplantae; Streptophyta; Magnoliopsida; Dioscoreales; Dioscoreaceae. Bases 255 to 1127 code for a protein of 290 amino acids. The transcript is spliced from 3 exons. Gene Ontology annotation, molecular function: DNA binding. The record is from RefSeq and is a predicted model, not a curated record. Gene Ontology annotation, biological process: regulation of DNA-templated transcription.
ACCAAAUUGCCCAAAACCACCACCAAUAUUUACAACCAGACCCAUUAAAUCCUUUCCCUCUUUUGUCCAUUCCCAUUCAUAUACAUUAGACCCAAAUGGACAUAUAAGUAAUUUUGAAAGUUUAUACACUAUAGUUUGUUUUUUUUUUUUCAAAGAGUUGGAUGAGAUUAACACUGCUUCUAGAGAACAGUUACCUUCUUCCAUUAAUAUCCAACUCUCUAAUACCACACAACCUUCAAUUCAGUUAGCUAACAAUGGAGGCCACUCUUCCUCCAGGAUUCAGGUUCCAUCCUACUGAUGAAGAGCUCAUCACUUACUAUCUCACACACAAGGUGUCCGACUUCGGCUUCAUCGCCCGAGCCAUUGCCGAAGUCGAUCUAAACAAGUGUGAGCCAUGGGAUCUGCCAGAGAAGGCAAAUAUGGGAGAGAGGGAAUGGUACUUCUUUAGCAUGAGAGAUAGGAAGUAUCCUACAGGGUUAAGGACCAAUAGAGCAACCAAUGCUGGUUACUGGAAAACCACAGGCAAAGAUAAGGAGAUCUUUCAUUGUGGGGCAAUGGUUGGAAUGAAGAAAACUCUAGUGUUCUACAAGGGUAGAGCCCCUAAGGGUGAGAAAACCAAUUGGGUCAUGCAUGAGUAUAGACACCAGACCAAGUUCCCCUACAGACCUACAAAGGAAGAAUGGGUUGUUUGUAGGGUAUUCAAAAAGAACUCUAAUGGCAAGAGACCUACAAGCUUGACUGAGUCUCCUACAAACACUAACUCACUGAGUGAUGUGGGAGAGCUAGAUGUGUCAAUCUUCAACAAUCUAGUUAACAAUUCUAGUUCAUUUGAGGCUGUGCAAACUAAUGAGAACAACAAGCACAAGUAUGGCAACAAGGAGAUGGACCUGAGUAUGUGUAUGAAUUGGUUUGGUAGAGACGCUUUGAGCUCGAGCCCAUUUCCAUGGUCAUCGAACCUUCUUGGGUCGAACUUUUCAUCGAGCCCGACGGUCAUGAAGCCAUGGCCUAGCAUUGCAACCUUGAGCUCUUUCAUGGCACAGGAUCAUGCAACUUCCUCCAAAGCAUCAGAUUGCGCUGCACAACAGGCUUUUGAUCAUCAGGAUUCCAUCUGGAGAGGAGGCUACUAAAUGCAAGAAGAUUAGCUUAAUAAUAAUAUGAUUAUCCUUUGUUCGUUAUGCAAAGUUCAAUUGUAUAAUACUAAGUAUCAAUGUUAUUAUGAAAAUUAUCAUUGCUUUUAGUCCAGAUCUAAAUUAGUUUGUCAUCCUAAAUGAGUUUAUAAUGAAAGAUUGGCAACACAAAAAAAACAGAUAUCUUUGCCAUGAUAGACGCCCCUACAAAACCAUUGACUAGUACAAUAUUCACAUAUUCCAAAUUAUGACUUCUUUCUUGGGUUACGUGAAAGUUGAGGAUCUGGUACAACUUACAGUACACUAAACUAUGUCACAACUUUAUUGUUUUGCAUGCACUAGUGACUCAAUAGUUAAAGUGGAGCAUUGAUGUCAAGACAAUCCAAGCAGCAUUUACCAUAUUUUUGGGAAAAAUUACCACCAAUAGAAGUUGCACUAGCAUAUGAUAAAUUCAGCAGAAACAAAAGCGCAAACGCACUGAGCAAACAAAGCUAUAAGAUAUGAAAGAAGUUGCACUUAUACAUGAUAUUCUCAGUACAAACAAAAGCCCAAACACACUGAGCAAACAAAUAUGUGUAAGAUACAAGAGAAAUUAUUAUAUAUAUACUCAGUAAAGACAGAAUUUCAAACACACUAGGCAAAAAAAAAUGUGUAAGGUAUAAGAGAAAUUGAACUUACAUGUGAUAUAUUCAACAAAAAGAAAAGCUCAAACACAAUGGACAAACAAAUGACAGAUAUAAGCUAGUUAACAACCACAGUACUUUCAAGGAAACAUAGG